GCGGCUGCCGCGGCUGGAGCUGAAGAAGGAGGCGGAGGCAGCCGCGACCGCGAGGGGAGGGGGAGUCCCGUCUGACUGAGACGGCAGGCCUGGGCGGGCGGGGGUGCCGCGCAGGGCGGAGCGCUGGGCUGGGGAUGAGCUAAGCGGGCUCAGAGCGCCGCGGUAUUCAGCCCCUCGUGUCCCGCCGCCGUGCGUGAGGGAUCUGGCGCCGCUCUCUAAGCUUGACCCGCUGCUUGCGCUGGGGCCAGCGGGGAGAUGUACUUUCUGUAAUGGAAGAUGAUUGAAGACAAGGGACCUCGGGUUGCUGACUACUUUGUUGUAGCAGGACUAACUGAUGUUUCAAAACCUCUUGAAGAAGAAAUUCACUUCAAUGAUGCCUGUCAUAAAGUAGCUAAACCAAAAGAACCUAUCACAGAUGUUUCAGUUAUUAUUAAAUCUCUUGGGGAAGAAGUACCACGGGAUUAUGUGUGCRUUGACGUUACUCCAACCGGACUGUCAGCGGAUCUCAAUAAUGGGAGUCUUGUGGGUCCCCAGAUUUACCUUUGUUAUAGAAGAGGAAGAGAUAAACCUCCACUUACAGACCUGGGGGUUUUAUAUGACUGGAAAGAAAGAUUGAAACAGGGUUGUGAAAUUAUUCAAAGUACUCCUUAUGGGCAUCCUGCAAAUAUUAGUGGCAGUACCUCAUCACAAAGGAUUUAUGUCACUUAUCGAAGAGCCUCUGAAAAUGUGACUCAGAAUACAUUGGCUGUCACAGACAUAUGUAUUAUUAUACCCAGUAAAGGAGAAAGUCCACCACACACAUUCUGCAAAGUCGACAAGAAUCUCAAUAAUAGUAUGUGGGGAUCUGCAGUGUACUUAUGUUAUAAGAAAUCGGUGGCAAAGACUAACACUAUAUCUUACAAAGCUGGUCUAAUUUGUAGAUACCCUCAAGAAGAUUACGAAUCAUUUUCACUACCAGAAUCUGUUCCCCUUUUUUGUUUACCAAUGGGUGCAACUAUUGAAUGUUGGCCAUCAAAUAGCAAAUACCCUCUCCCUGUGUUUUCUACAUUUGUGUUAACUGGAGCCUCAGCUGAAAAGGUUUAUGGUGCUGCUAUUCAGUUUUAUGAACCAUACUCCGAGGAGAAUCUCACAGAAAAACAGAGACUUCUUUUGGGUUUAGCACCCCUGGCAGAUGGGAAAUCAGAUAGUUCUAAAACAAUUCACACUAACAAAUGCAUCUGUCUUCUUUCUCACUGGCCUUUUUUUGAUGCAUUCAGGAAGUUUCUGACUUUUCUAUAUCGUUAUUCAAUCUCUGGACCUCAUGUCCUUCCAAUUGAGAAGCAUAUUUCUCAUUUUAUGCAUAAAGUUCCUUUUCCAUCUCCUCAGAGGCCACGGAUUUUAGUUCAGUUAUCACCACAUGAUAAUCUGAUUCUCAGUCAGCCUGUUUCUUCUCCUCUUCCACUAAGUGGUGGCAAAUUUUCAACACUACUUCAGAAUCUAGGUCCUGAAAACGCUGUGUCACUACUGGUGUUUGCAGUAACUGAACAUAAGAUUCUCAUCCAUUCCUUACGACCUUCUGUGCUUACUAGUGUAACAGAAGCAUUAGUGUCUAUGAUUUUCCCUUUCCACUGGCCAUGCCCAUAUGUUCCUCUCUGCCCACUGGCUUUAGCAGAUGUCUUGAGUGCACCAUGUCCAUUCAUAGUAGGGAUUGAUUCAAGAUACUUUGAUCUGUAUGAUCCUCCACCAGAUGUCAGUUGUGUUGACCUAGAUACCAACACCAUUUCUCAAACUGCUGACAAGAAGAAUGUAACUUGGAAGAUUCUUCCAAAGAAACCCUGUAAACAUCUGAUGAAUACACUGAAUAAUUUGCACCAGCAGCUGGCAAAAUUGCAGCAGAGACCAAGAGAAGAUGGACUAAUGGACUUAAYAAUGAAUGACUAUGAUUUUAAUUCUGGAAAGAGGUUGCAUAUGAUAGAUUUGGAAAUCCAAGAGGCAUUUUUGUUUUUUAUGGCCUCUAUUUUAAAAGGUUAUAGAGCAUAUUUAAGGCCAAUAACACAAGCCCCAUCUGAGACAGCAACAGAUGCAACCUCUCUUUUUGCCCUGCAAGCUUUCUUAAGAAGCCGGGACCGAUCACAUCAAAAGUUCUAUAACAUGAUGACCAAAACACAAAUGUUUAUUCGCUUCAUUGAAGAAUGUUCUUUUGUCAGUGAUAAAGAUGCAAGCUUGGCAUUUUUUGAUGAUUGUGUAGAUAAAGUCGAUAUGGACAAAAGUGGUGAAGUGCGACUCAUAGAAUUGGAUGAAUCUUUCAAAAGUGAACAUACUGUUUUCGUAACACCACCUGAGAUCCCACAUCUACCCAAUGGUGAAGAACCCCCUUUACAGUACAGCUAUAAUGGAUUUCCAGUUCUUAAGAACAAUUUAUUUGAGAGACCUGAAGGAUUUCUGCAAACACGAAAGAACAAAUUGCCUUCAAAAUCAAGUAGCCCUAGUAGCCCUUCUCCCAUGUUCAGAAGAACAAAACAGGAAAUUAAAUCAGCCCAUAAAAUUGCCAAGAGGUAUUCUUCUAUCCCUCAGAUGUGGUCUCGGUGUUUACUACGACACUGUUAUGGACUGUGGUUUAUUUGUCUGCCAGCUUAUGUGAAAGUGUGUCAUUCCAAAGUCAGGGCUCUGAAAACAGCAUAUGAUGUGCUAAAAAAAAUGCAUUUGAAGAAGAUGGAUCCACCUGAUGAGGUGUGCUACCGAAUUCUUAUGCAGCUGUGUGGACAGUAUGAUCAGCCUGUGCUUGCUGUUCGAGUGCUUUUUGAAAUGCAGAAAGCUGGUAUUGAUCCCAAUGCAAUUACUUAUGGUUACUAUAAUAAGGCUGUUUUGGAAAGUACCUGGCCUUCAAGAAGUCGUAGUGGCUAUUUUCUUUGGACAAAAGUAAGAAAUGUUAUUGUGGGAGUAGCACAGUUCAAAAGAGCUUUAAAGAAACAUGCCCACUUAUCACAAACAACUCUCUCAGAUGGCAGUGACCUGGAUGCUGUUAGUCAUGGCAGCAUGGAUAGUGGUCAUGGGACACACACUGUGGAGCAGGCACCUUUUAAUACGGGUUUAAUCAAAGUAUAUGCUACUGAUGAUAGAUCUAGUACAGGUGGUCAGUCUGAUCUUGGAUAUAAUUCAUUGUCUAAGGAUGAAGUUACAAGAGGGUAUACAUCUACUGAGGACAUUCAAGAAGAAAAAGAUAAAAAAGGGAGUGACUCUAGUUCUUUAUCAGAGAAUGAGAGUGCAAAAGGAAGUACUGAUUGCCUUCCUAAGCUCAGUUAUCAAAGUUCUUCCAGUAUAGUCCGCCUCAAUGGUACAAGUGACAACAGUGCUGUUAAAGUAUCAGGAGAAAGCACAGAAAGCACACCUGAGCUGGUCUUAAUGUCAUCUGUUGAGGAUACAAAUGAAACUGGAAACAUUCAAAGUAGAUGUUUCAGGAAAAGACAUAAAAGUGACAAUGAACCUGAUUUGGAGCAGCAAAUGGCCUGGGGAAAUAGAAAUCGUAAUCUUAGUGGAGGGGUACUGAUGGGAUUAAUGCUGAAUAGGAUUAAUCAAGAAGCAAACACUGGAAAUAUAGUUGAAAAAUUAGGAGCUGAUGCAAAAAUUCUUUCAAAUGUUAUCUCAAAAAGUACAAGACCAAAUAGUCUUGAUAUUGGAAAGCCAUCUUUAAGAUCAAAAAGGGACAGUCUAGAAAAAGAAUCCAGUGAUGAUGAUACACCUUUUGAUGGUUCUAACUGUUUGACAGAUAAAGUGGAUUCCCCUGUUAUUUUUGACUUAGAAGAUUUAGACAAUGAAACAGAUGGAUCAAAAGUGGGAUACAUUACUGCGCAAAAUCCCAAGAGGAUUCAACGUAUGAACAGUAGCUUUUCAGUAAAACCUUCUGAGAAAACUGAUGUUGUAACAGGAUUUGAUCCCCUCUCUCUUUUGGUUGCUGAGWCGGAACAGCACAAAGAAGAGGAGGARGAUGAAGAUGAUAGCAAAAGCAUUUCAACACCAUCUGCUCGGCGUGAUUUAGCUGAAGAAAUUGUGAUGUAUAUGAAUAACAUGAGCAGUCCUUUGACAAGUCGUACACCAAGCAUUGAUUUACAACGGGCAUGUGAUGAUAAGUCAACCAGUAAGAAAAGUCCAACACUGGUCAAGGCAUGCAGAAGAUCUAGCCUGCCUCCUAAUUCUCCUAGGCCAGUGAGACUUACCAAAUCUAAAAGUUACACAAAAAGCGAGGAGAGACCACGGGAUAGACUCUGGUCUUCUCCAGCCUUCUCACCUACUUGCCCAUUUAGGGAAGAAUCUCAAAAUACAUUAACUCAUUCAUCACCUUCAUUUAACUUAGAUACACUACUAGUACCUAAACUAGAUGUUCUAAGACACAGUAUGUUCACUGCUGGCAAAGGAGUUGCAGAGAAAGCAAGCAAGUGGUACUCAAGAUUCACCAUGUAUACCACAUCCUCUAAGGAUCAAAGUUCUGAUCGUACCAGUCUUUCUUCAGUGGGAGCCCAGGAUUCUGAAUCUACCUCUUUGACAGAUGAAGAUAUCUGCCAUGAGUUGGAAGGAGCUGUUUCCUCCCAAGAGAGCAGUGCCACUUCAGGGACCAAAGGAAUUGAUCUCAGUCGAGCAAGCCUGGAAAGUUCUGCCUCCCUAGAAGGAUCCCUGUCAAAGUUUGCCUUACCUGGGAAAUCAGAAAUGACAUCUUCCCUGAACACAAGUAAUGCAAAUAUCUUCCAGAACUAUGCAAUGGAGGUUCUCAUCUCAAGUUGUUCUCGAUGUAGAACUUGUGAUUGUCUCGUCCAUGAUGAGGAAAUCAUGGCUGGCUGGACAGCAGAUGAUUCAAAUCUCAAUACUACCUGCCCAUUCUGUGGCAAUCUUUUCUUACCUUUUCUGAAUAUUGAAAUAAGAGAUUUAAGACGACCUGGAAGAUACUUUUUGAAAUCAAGCCCCUCUACAGAAAGUACCCACUUUCCAUCUUCUUUUUCAAGUCAGGCAAAGCAGACUUGCAUUUCACCAUCAGCUUCUGGUCUUGACACAUCUGCUACCUCUGUUCAAGGGAAUUUUGAUCUAAAUAGCAAAUCUAAACUGGAGGAAAAUUCCUGUGCCCGAAGUAUUCAGAUUCCUGCUAAUAAAUCAAAAACAGCUAUAUCAAAAUGUCCAAUAUUUCCAAUGGCCAGAAGUAUUAGUACUUACGGCACCUUGGACAAAGAAGAUACUGGAAGACAGAAGCUAUUUCCUACGGGCAGCCUGCCAGCUACUUUACAAGGAGCAACAGAUUCUUUAGGAUUAGAAUGGCAUCUUCCAAGUCCAGAUCCUGUCACUGUUCCAUAUCUUAGUCCAUUAGUGGUAUGGAAAGAACUUGAGAGCUUAUUGGAAAAUGAAGGUGAUCAUGCAAUAACAGUGGCAGACUUUGUGGACCAUCAUCCUAUUGUUUUUUGGAACCUGGUGUGGUAUUUUAGACGUCUCGACUUGCCCAGUAACUUACCUGGAUUGAUUCUUUCUUCUGAGCAUUGUAAUAAGUAUUCGAAGAUUCCUCGCCACUGUAUGUCUGAAGAUAGUAAAUAUGUUUUAAUACAAAUGUUAUGGGACAAUAUGAAAUUACAUCAGGAUCCAGGGCAGCCUUUGUACAUCCUCUGGAAUGCCCACACCCAGAAGUAUCCAAUGGUUCAUUUAUUACAAAAAAAUGAUAACUCAUUUAACCAGGAACUAUUGAAAAGUAUGGUAAAAAGCAUUAAAAUGAAUGAUGUCUAUGGACCAAUGAGUCAGAUUUUAGAGACACUCAAUAAGUGUCCACAUUUUAAAAGACAGAGGAGUUUAUACAGAGAAAUACUAUUUCUUUCACUUGUGGCAYUAGGAAGAGAAAACAUUGAUAUAGAUGCAUUUGACAAAGAAUAUAAAAUGGCAUAUGAUCGUCUCACACCUAGUCAAGUCAAGAGUACACACAACUGUGAUAGACCACCAAGUACAGGAGUGAUGGAAUGUCGAAAAACCUUUGGAGAACCUUAUCUAUAAGAUGUGUGUGUGUGUGUGUGUGUGUGUGUGUGUGUGUGUGUGUGUGUGUGUGUACAUUCAGUAUAUAUUGUAUAGUUAUUGUACAAAGUAAUUUCACUUUUAGACUCUAAACAUUUUUUCUCCGAUUUUUGAGAAUGCAAUUGUAAAUGGUUCAGAAAGUUCAGAGCACUUCUGUACUGAAUGUUUUCAGAAGAGGAUAGUAACAAAUAGGGAGAGAACCACUUUGUUUCCCAUUUCUUUUCUCUUUAACUUCCUGUAAUAAGUAAUUAAGUAUUUUUGCAAUGACAAAAUMUCUUAACAAAAUUGGUUGCCAUAAAAUAUGACAACUGUCUUAUGAUUUCUCUUAGAAGAGACAGAAAAAUCAUGUAUGGAACCUAAACAGAAAUGUAAGAUUAAAGUAUGUUUUGUUUUCAUAGACUCUUCAAAUGUUUUGACCAUGAAGUUAUAUUAUACAUAUUUUAAAUUGUUUAUAGUAAGUUGAUAUUUUUUUAAUUUUUAAAUUUAAUAUAGCAAAGUUAAAAUGAAUUUAAACUUAUGAAGCAAGUGUUUAUUUUCCUUGU
This is a messenger RNA of Urocitellus parryii (Arctic ground squirrel), 6557 nucleotides long. It is a transcript of the gene Dennd4a, whose product is annotated as DENN domain containing 4A. Gene Ontology annotation, molecular function: protein binding. The record is from RefSeq and is a predicted model, not a curated record. Gene Ontology annotation, biological process: regulation of Rab protein signal transduction. NCBI's taxonomy places the organism in Eukaryota, Metazoa, Chordata, Mammalia, Rodentia, Sciuridae. Gene Ontology annotation, cellular component: cytoplasmic vesicle.